UAGUGACGUCGACAAAGUUGACGUUUGGCAAACAUGGCGGCGCAGCAGGGCGAAGUGGACGAGCUGUUCGACGUGAAAAAUGCAUUUUAUAUUGGCAGUUAUCAACACUGCAUUAACGAAGCACAGAAGGUCAAGACGUCGGCGCCAGAAAAAGAAGCCGAGAAGAAUAUUUUUUUGUACAGGGCAUACAUUGCUCAGAGAAAGUAUGGUGUGGUACUGGAUGACAUUAAGGCCAGCUCAUCUGAGGAGCUGCAGGCUGUUAGGAUGUUUGCAGAGUACCUGUCCAACGAAGGCAAGAGGGAUGCUAUAGUGGCAGAGCUAGACAAAAAGAUGGCUAAAAGUGUUGAUGUUUCAAACACCACCUUCCUGUUGAUGGCAGCGUCCAUUUAUUUGCAUGAGAUGAACACAGAUGCUGCAUUACGGACACUGCACCAGGGAGACAGUCUUGAGUGUAUGUCAAUGACUGUUCAGGUACUUCUAAAGUUGGACAGAGUGGAUAUGGCAAGAAAAGAAUUAAAAAAGAUGCAAGACCAAGAUGAAGACGCCACCCUGACCCAGCUUGCCACAGCCUGGGUCAACCUUGCGGUUGGAGGAGAGAAAUUGCAGGAUGCAUUCUACAUCUUCCAGGAAAUGUCAGACAAGAACUCGCCCACACUGCUGCUGCUGAACGGCCAGGCUGCCAGUCACAUGGCUCAGAAUAAGUGGGAUGAGGCUGAGUCAGUUCUACAAGAUGCUCUUGACAAAGACAGCAGCCACCCUGAGACUCUCAUCAAUCUCAUCGUGUUGACACAGCAUUUAGGCAAGCCUCCCGAGGUUACAAAUCGUUAUUUGUCUCAACUGAAAGAUGCACACAAAUCACAUCCCUUUAUUAAGGAUUAUCUGGCUAAGGAGAAUGAGUUUGACAGACUUGCCAUGCAGUACGCCCCCAGCGCUUGAACACUGAUCAAGGUGUAAUUUAUACAUCUUCUGCAAAGCAAUUUUAUUUCUUUACUGUUCACAUUUGCAUUUUAAACAUAAUAGCAUUCAGCUGUUUAGGAUUUUUGUUUGUGUGGUGACUUUUUGACAUCCUAUACAUUCUACAAGCAUUCCUCUAUGAUGGUUAAAUAAACAUGUUUAUGUCAUA
Triplophysa rosa is the source of this 1123-nucleotide messenger RNA. RefSeq names its product COPI coat complex subunit epsilon (gene cope). Gene Ontology annotation, cellular component: COPI vesicle coat. The transcript has 10 exons. The record is from RefSeq and is a predicted model, not a curated record. Gene Ontology annotation, molecular function: protein binding; structural molecule activity. Lineage: Eukaryota; Metazoa; Chordata; Actinopteri; Cypriniformes; Nemacheilidae. The coding region runs from base 34 to 936 and encodes 300 amino acids. Gene Ontology annotation, biological process: intra-Golgi vesicle-mediated transport; endoplasmic reticulum to Golgi vesicle-mediated transport; retrograde vesicle-mediated transport, Golgi to endoplasmic reticulum.